GAGAAUAUAUGUUUUCCUAGGCCCUUCAAGCCAGACCCAUCUCAUAUUUUCCUUGGGAAUAAUGAAGGGAGAGAGAGAAGGCUUCAAACUCCAUAACCGAAAUUCUGGGGCAGAAGAAGCAGAAGAAAGAAGCAUAUGGCAACGUUGUCAAUGGAAUUGUACGACAACACAACUCACUUGCUCCUCCUCCUCCUAUUCUGGAUCUGGGAUUGGGACAUGAUGGAAGAAGCUAAGCUAAAGGUAGUCCAUUUUUAAUCAAAUUUAAUUCUCACCCCUUUGACUUUCAAACCCUCGAAUCUCGCUUCCUCCCACACUCUCUAUUGCUGCUCACACACACUUCUUUCUUCAUUUCACAUUCUCAUCAGAUCCACAAUAUCUGUUUCUCUCAGAAAAAUGUAAACUUUUGGUGUUGCCUUUGCGUGCUCUUCAAUAAAAAAACAUAGCUUUUUUCACCCAUUUUGCAUGAUUCUUUCUCUUUUCUGUUCACAUUUUCGUUUUUGGGGGUUUCAACUUUUCAUCUUUUAUUACAAAAAUUUAGUCUUUUUUGUGAAUCAAAGCUGCCCAAGUGAAGAGAAUAUUGGUUUUGUGACAUGUCUAAAGACCAAGACUUUGACUGUGAGGAUCCAGGGCUUGGAAGCUCUUCAAAUGGGGAAGUGACUAUUAAUAAGACUAAUUCAGUUUACAAUGGAGCACGUAGAGCUAUCACUGACAGAUUCUUUAGAGGGAAUAAUCGAGCAGCGGUAGAUGAUCUCAAAGUUUCUGUUGGUGGGGAUGAAAAGCGUGAACAUGGAAUGGUGAAGAAAUCAGGACCCUUGUUGUCCGGGAUAGCUUACUGCAUUUCUUCUUGCAGCAUGAUAUUGCUGAAUAAAGUUGUUCUAUCGGGUUAUAACUUCAAUGCCGGUAUAUCAUUGAUGUUUUAUCAAAAUCUGAUCAGUUCUUUAGUUGUUAUUCUAUUGGGGCUAUCAGGAGCGGUUUCGGUGGAAAAGCUUAAUCCCAGGUUGAUUAGGGUUUGGAUUCCUGUCAAUGUAAUCUUUGUUGGUAUGCUUGUAUCAGGAAUGUAUAGUUUGAAAUACAUAAAUAUUGCAAUGGUGACAAUUCUGAAGAACAUGACGAAUAUUUUAACAGCCAUUGGAGAAUUGUAUAUAUUUCGGAAGCAUCAGAAUCAGAAAGUCUGGACUGCAAUGUUUUUUAUGAUUAUUUCUGCUAUCACUGGUGGUGUCACGGACCUUUCUUUUGACGGAGUAGGCUAUACAUGGCAAAUCGCAAAUUGUAUCCUAACUGCAAGUUACUCGUUAACUCUACGUCGGGUCAUGGAUGAAGCAAAGAAAGCUACAAAAUCUGGCUCUUUAAAUGAAGUUUCAAUGGUGUUACUUAACAAUCUAUUAUCUUUACCUUUCGCCAUUGUUUUAAUUCUCAUUUUCGGUGAAUGGGAAUAUGUAAUGAAUGUGGAAGUAACGAAAUCGCCAUUGUUUUGGGUUGUUGCAACGGCUAGCGGGUUUCUCGGGCUAGCCAUAAGCUUUACUUCUAUGUGGUUUUUACAUCAAACCGGUCCUACCACUUAUAGUUUGGUGGGUUCUUUAAACAAGAUUCCGAUCUCCAUUGCUGGUUUGAUGCUAUUCAAUGUCCCGCUAAGUUCUUCCAACUUCUUCAGCAUCUUGUUUGGUUUAUUUGCUGGAGUGCUGUUUGCCAGGGCCAAAAUGUCAUGAUUUUCGUAUACAAUAGUCUGAAUUAAUACAAAUUUUUUUCUUUUUUUUUUUCUCAUAUACGUAUACGAUUUCAACACCUUUUCUUAAUGAAAGUUAUACAAGAGAGUUGAUGUACUCGUCUUCUCUUUUUUUUAAAAAGCGUCUUUAUAUAUAUAUUUUUUAGAGUUACGAAUGUGGGAUUUGAUCCCAUGACCUUACACACGCACCCUAAAAGGGAUAUCUCGAUGACUCGUAUAUACAUACAUAUACUUAAAAUUUCUUACAAUUUUGUUAAUAAAAAUGGUGAUAUCAUCAGCUAAUUGUUUA
This is a messenger RNA of Cannabis sativa, 2012 nucleotides long. RefSeq names its product GDP-mannose transporter GONST2. The transcript is spliced from 10 exons. Lineage: Eukaryota; Viridiplantae; Streptophyta; Magnoliopsida; Rosales; Cannabaceae. The record is from RefSeq and is a predicted model, not a curated record. The coding region runs from base 591 to 1706 and encodes 371 amino acids. Gene Ontology annotation, cellular component: Golgi apparatus. Gene Ontology annotation, molecular function: GDP-mannose transmembrane transporter activity; antiporter activity.